UCAACACUACUAUAUAACAAAUAAUUUGAGAGGAUGUAUCGCAACCAGUACGACAAUGAUGUGACGGUUUGGUCGCCUCAGGGGCGUAUCCAUCAGAUAGAAUAUGCUAUGGAAGCUGUAAAACAAGGAGCAGCAACUCUCGGUAUCAAGGGCAAGAACCAUUCUGUUCUUGUGGCUUUGAAACGAGCUUCAUCAGAUCUUAGCUCCCAUCAGAAGAAAGUUAUUCCUAUUGAUGAUCAUGCUGGUAUAUCGAUAGCAGGAUUAACAUCAGAUGCCCGCAUCCUCAGCAGAUUCAUGAGAACAGAGUGUCUCAACCACCGCUACAUUUACGGGUCUCCACUCUCCGUGGCCAGGCUAGUGUCCAGUGUCGGAGACAAGGCUCAAACUGGCACCCAGGUAAUGGGACGACGACCCUACGGUGUGGGAUUGUUGGUAGCUGGGGUAGACGAGGCCGGACCACAUGUUUACUACAUUUGCCCUUCUUCUAACUUCUACGAAUGCAAGUGUAUGGCUAUUGGGGCCAGGUCACAGAGUGCCAGGACUUAUCUGGAGAGACAUAAAGAUGAAUUCGGAAAUGUUGAAGAUCUGGGAGAGCUGAUUGCGCACGCACUCCGCGCAUUAAGAGACUGUCUGCCUGCUGAUACUGAACUGACCACCAAGAAUGUUAGUGUGGGCUAUGUGGGACGAGAUGUGGAGUUCACCAUGAAGGAUGAUGACGAUGUGGAGGAAUACUUGAAGAUGAUUGAAGGAGACGAGAAGAAAGGAGGAGCAGCAUCAGCGGACCCCGAGCAAGGGGCAGAAGACACAAUGGAGACACAGUAGGGCCACUCCCUCACUCCUCUGCCCCUGGAACUAACCCCACCUACUAGGGGCACUGACGUGUCAACUUACGAAACUGUCAGACGAGUGACGUCAUAAGUGGUGUGAUAUUAUGCCGGCGUGUUUCAUCUUUGUCCGUUAGUGCCCCAAUAUAAGUGGGUAGUCUCCCCUUUCGCAUUUUCUCGAACGUUCUUCUUUUGUAAUAACUGAUAACGUUCGCAUUUAUCUGAACUUAAGAUAAUGAAUGGCCCAGUAUAUGGAUUAUUGGAUGUAAUACGAUCUUUGUUUCCUCGAGAGAAAUGUAGAUGAUGUAACUGUAAAAUUUGAGGAUUUGUUGAUCAAAUUAUGAAAUUUGUAAAGUAUUUGUAAUUUCGGGAAAACUGAA
Bolinopsis microptera is the source of this 1204-nucleotide messenger RNA. RefSeq names its product proteasome subunit alpha type-1-like. The transcript is spliced from 5 exons. Gene Ontology annotation, biological process: proteasomal protein catabolic process; ubiquitin-dependent protein catabolic process. The record is from RefSeq and is a predicted model, not a curated record. The coding region runs from base 34 to 822 and encodes 262 amino acids. NCBI's taxonomy places the organism in Eukaryota, Metazoa, Ctenophora, Tentaculata, Lobata, Bolinopsidae. Gene Ontology annotation, cellular component: proteasome core complex, alpha-subunit complex; nucleus; proteasome core complex.